AGUGUGAGGCGAAGAAAAGGUCAGGGCGAGGGGAGGCACGCCGAAACACACAUCCGCAAAAGAAUCCUGGCGCGCUCCGCGCGCCAGGGCGUGGGGUCCAGCAGUCAAACCGCAUCGUGGACCUCCUGGCUUCGGCUACACGCAAGAGUGGCCCUAGGCACCUAGGCAAAAGUGACCUGUGGUGCGCGGACAAAGGGCGCGCAAGGUAGAACAAUUCAGACGCGCAAUCAGCCGCUAUAGCAUCGCGCUCAGCGAUCGGGGAGACCCCGAUGAGCCCGCAGCAAAGGUCACUCUGCGAAGGGGCACCCUCGCGUGAAAUCGGUGACUGGAGGUGGCCCGCUGGUGGUGGUGGCGUCUGGGCCGAGGCCGGACUGUUUGAAGAAAUAUACCCUGCGGGGGAGACUCCACCUGAUUGAAACAGGCGCCACAAACAGCCAAGAUCUACUCCUGUUGUUGCUGCCGCUGCUCCUUCGAGCCAGCCAGCCAGCCCCGACCGUGCACUCCCUCCCCAGCUGAGACCAGGAUGCACUCGUCAAAGGGGCCGAGGAGGACCCCCCGAGGGGCCCUUCGGGGUCGAGAGUCGUGCAAAGUGCUUUGGGGCCGCCCUGCCGGCCUUUGGGUUCGCAGACUCCAAGGGGUCGGCAGCGCGGCGUAAACCAACCAAUCACAACGUCGGAGGUCUGGGGGUCGGCUGCCGGUGGCCAAAGAUCAUAGCGUCCCAGCGGGCCAAUGAACAGCGAGCCAUGGAUCGGCGCUAAGCGGCAAGUCCACGCGCCUCACGCCCGCCACGAGAGCAUGAACCUGGUGUUCAUGUCCAAGCUGUCCUUCAAUACGGCGGCGCUGGGGAUGUCCCUGCCGUGGAUGCUGAAACGCACGUUUGAGACGGGGCAGAACUUCUUCGAAGAGAUCGUGACCUUCAAGUUCUCUACAGUGUCGGAGAGGUUGAUCACGCACCCGAGCUCCAAUGCAAGGUCUUCCAGCGUCACAUACUUCUGACCCUUGCGGCUGUUGGCUCAUACCGCAGCGCUCGGGGCCAGCCCGCGGGGCCGCCGCGCGGGGGCCGAGGCGGGGGCGGGCGGCCGCGGGCAGGCUGCCUGGGCUUGGGCCGGGCCGGCGGCGGGAGCACAUGCCUCAUACGCAGGGCUCGAACCAGACAGUGCU
Molecule: messenger RNA, 1161 nt
Organism: Prorocentrum cordatum
Lineage: Eukaryota; Dinophyceae; Prorocentrales; Prorocentraceae
Source: the annotation of a GenBank genome assembly